AUGAACGAUUUUAUACACGAAGAUAUCGAAUUAAAACGCAGGGCAUGGGUCAUGCACUUUUCUCAAAGACGAACCAAUAACAAAUUUAAGUUCACGAAAAAUGGAAAUAAAAAAUAUGUGACAACAUGGGUUAAGGAAAAAGAUGAAAACGGUUUAUUCGAAAGAUGGGUGAAGCAAACACAGCUAAAUGAGAAGUAUAUACCAAUCAAUGACCAUGAAGAGGGUAGCGAGAAAGCCGAAUUUUCAAGCAAUGUAGAACUAAACAGAAGUCCCACUAAAAAUCUAACAAGGAGAAGUUACCGAAUAAAUUUACAAAACAUCCUUGAUAAAGAGUUUUCGAAAAAGUGUUAUGUUGAUCCCCCCAGCGACUUCUCCAUGGAUGAGAAAGAAGAGGAAGAAAAAGAAAACUAUGAUCGAAACGAGAACCCAUGUGAGGAUACACAGAAGCACAAAAACGAACAAACUGGUAAGUGA
Messenger RNA from Plasmodium gonderi, 474 nucleotides. RefSeq lists its product as hypothetical. NCBI's taxonomy places the organism in Eukaryota, Apicomplexa, Aconoidasida, Haemosporida, Plasmodiidae. The record is from RefSeq and is a predicted model, not a curated record. The coding region runs from base 1 to 474 and encodes 157 amino acids. The transcript is spliced from 5 exons.